This is a messenger RNA of Drosophila bipectinata, 850 nucleotides long. RefSeq lists its product as uncharacterized. Gene Ontology annotation, biological process: vesicle-mediated transport. The record is from RefSeq and is a predicted model, not a curated record. Gene Ontology annotation, molecular function: GTPase activity; GTP binding. NCBI's taxonomy places the organism in Eukaryota, Metazoa, Arthropoda, Insecta, Diptera, Drosophilidae.
ACUCUGAUACCUUAAUUAUAUAGUCACCUUGUCUGAAAUCCCCGAGAAUCCCUGAGAAUAAUGUUCCGACCACAAUACAACUUCAAGAUCAUCGUCGUGGGGGACUCUGAUGUGGGCAAGUCCUGCAUCCUGAUGCGCUUCGCGGCAGGACGUUUCAGUGGCCAAAAUAAUUCCACCGUGGGCAUUGACUUCAAGGUACGCAGCGUGGAGCUGGGCGGGACCAGCGUUAAUCUACAAAUCUGGGACACGGCCGGUGAGGAGCGUUUCCGAUCGCUUAUUCCGUCCUAUUACCGGCGAGCCCAUGGCAUCCUGCUGGUCUACGACCUCACAUCGUUGGAGAGCUUGCGCAACUUGGACGAAUGGCUGUCUGAGAUCGGAAGGUACUGUCCGAAGGGCGUCUGCGUGAUGAUGGUCGGGAAUAAGUGCGAUGAUUUGGACAACCGUCGUGUGUCCCAGGCACAGGGUAUUGACUUUGCUGCCAGACGGGGCCUCGGCUUCCGCGAAGUGUCCGCCAAAAGUGGCAUGAACAUCGCAGAUGCCGUCCUAUCCCUGGCUUUGGAUAUCUACAAUACCCGGAUACUGGAGCCCCCCGUUGCUCAAUGUUUGCUCCCACAACCCGGCUGGGAUGCCAGCAUCAAUAUCGAGGAUGAGGAGGCAAAAUACGAUGGACCGGAGCACUGGCGACGAUUGCGGGAAGAUCGUUCGGCGAUACGUCUGACAGGCGGGACUGACCAGAGAAUCCAGAACUUCAAUUCCUGUUGUUAAAAAAAAUUCCAUAUUAUGGCCAAAGGAUACACUAUGUGGAGAACUAUAACCCACAACAUAAGCUGCCAAUUAUGUUUCAUCCUGC